AUGGGGAUUGCUUUUAAAAAAGCAAGGAAGUAUAUAAGACUACAUAUAAAUUUCUGUUUUUGUAGGAUGCCUCCUAGAAGAAGAACCUCUGCUGAGAAGGAGUCUUCUCGCCAACGUUUGAGAGCUCUAGAGAAUGCUAUCAUUGCCGUCGCAAAUCGAUCCACUGGUCCGGCUAAGAACCAGUCUGUCUUUAAUCGGUUUGAUCGUCACCGUCCCCCAGCCUAUGAGGGUACUGCCGAUCCUGUAGUUCUCGAAGGUUGGUUGCGUGAGAUAGAAAAACUCUUUGACGCGACCGGCUGCCCAGAUGCUGAAAAGGUAGCUAUUGGCUCGUAUUACCUGAAGAAAGAGGCUGACAACUGGUGGGAUAUGUUCUCCACGAAGUUGAAGGAGAGAUUCUAUCUAGACGAGUUGAGGUGGCUGAAAAGAGAAGAGUUUCUCUCUCUGGAACAGCGUUCUAUGUCAGUGCAAGCAUAUACUGACAAGUUCACAGAGUUGUCUCGUUUUGCUGCUGCUUUGAUCCCUUCUGAAGCUGAAAAGUGA
Molecule: messenger RNA, 540 nt
Organism: Amaranthus tricolor (Joseph's coat)
Lineage: Eukaryota; Viridiplantae; Streptophyta; Magnoliopsida; Caryophyllales; Amaranthaceae
Exons: 2
Coding region: 1-540 (179 amino acids)
Source: RefSeq, a predicted model, not a curated record